Messenger RNA from Penicillium soppii, 1083 nucleotides. RefSeq names its product pyridoxamine-phosphate oxidase PDX3. The record is from RefSeq and is a predicted model, not a curated record. The coding region runs from base 1 to 1083 and encodes 360 amino acids. Gene Ontology annotation, molecular function: pyridoxamine phosphate oxidase activity; FMN binding. Gene Ontology annotation, biological process: pyridoxine biosynthetic process. NCBI's taxonomy places the organism in Eukaryota, Fungi, Ascomycota, Eurotiomycetes, Eurotiales, Aspergillaceae. The transcript is spliced from 2 exons.
AUGCUCACCCGUCUACGUCUACACUCAUCUUUCCGCAUCGCACCCAAGUCACUCGUUCCCCGCCCCCGCCUCACCUCCAGAUAUUCAACCACAACACCACCAAAAAUGGACCAAAGCAAUCACCCCACGCGCCCAAAGAAGCUAAUCUUCGCACCCGGCGACAUCGCUCCGGAACCCAGCACCCCGCAGCACGAGCACCCCUCCCCUUCCGAAGUCUCAACCCCAACCUCAGCAACAGAAGCCCAAAUCCUCUCCCACCCCGCCCAAGCCCACCAAUUCGGCACAAACCCGCCGCUCACAAUCUCCCAACUAUCCCCAAACCCCCUCCACCAAUUCAACACCUGGUUCCACGACCCGCGUCUCCUCCCCUCCUCAGCACCAGAGACCUGCGUCCUUGCUACCGCCGAACUCCCUUCUGGACGGGUCAGUGCACGCACACUCUACCUGAAGGAGCUCGACGAGCGCGGGUGGGUGGUUUACAGUAACUGGGGAAGUCGGGCAGGGAAGGGGGCGCAGGUUUUUGGUGCGCAGGUGGAUCAGGGACAGGAGCCCGGUGGUAUGCCUGAGCCGCAUGAGGAUGGCGGUCUUGAGACCGAGGCUGCUGGGGGGAAUAAGUGGGGCGCGUUGACGUUUACCUGGGCUGAGGUUGAGCGCUGCGUUCGCGUUGAGGGACUCCUUGAACCGCUUAGUCGCGAGGAGAGUUUGGUCUACUGGCAGACAAGGGAGCGCGGGUCGAAGAUUGGCGGGUGGGCGAGCUGGCAGAGUAGUGUUUUGUGGGAGGCGAGGGGGGAGGAGAUUCCUACGUUGCGUAAGGAUAUUGAGCUUGCGCAGAAGGGAGAUGGCUCUGAUGGUGUUGAGGCUGUUGAUGAUGCGGAUGGGAGGGGGGUGCUUGAGGCACGGGUUAGGGAGGUGGAGGAGAGAUUCCGUGGUGUUGAGGAGAUUCCGCUGCCGCCGUUUUGGGGCGGCAUGAGGCUUGUGCCUGAGUCUGUGGAGUUUUGGCAGGGGAGGCGGAGUCGGUUGCAUGAUCGGUUUCGAUUUGUUAAGGAAGGGGAGGGAUGGAAGGUUCAGAGGUUGUCGCCCUAA